Hylaeus volcanicus is the source of this 1330-nucleotide messenger RNA. RefSeq lists its product as uncharacterized. The transcript has 5 exons. The coding region runs from base 200 to 1072 and encodes 290 amino acids. Lineage: Eukaryota; Metazoa; Arthropoda; Insecta; Hymenoptera; Colletidae. The record is from RefSeq and is a predicted model, not a curated record.
AUGAACACCAUUUUUUAAUACUGUUUUCUCUAUAAUUGUUUUUUUCUUAAAUACAAGAAUUUUUAUAAUCAAAAUAGAAAGUGUUUUCAAAUAUUUUUGUCUAUUGAACACUCUUUUUAAAAACGAUAUACAUUUUUUAAAUGUUUCUCAUUUUUCUCCAAUAAAAUCAUUAUUUUGAUUAUCAUAAACAAAAUAAAAAAUGGAGUCAAAAUAUGCAUUGUUGAAUGCUUUGAACCUGUCUGUCUGGAAGUUUCGAAAUAAAUUUUCUCCUGUGUAUGAAUAUGAGUAUAAUAGUGAAGGAGAAGUACUGAACGAUUACACCCCUAUAGAAUGGACUUCUGAUGCCAUUAAAAGUCUUAUUAUUUCUAGUAUUUGCGGAGCUUUUCUCGGUGUAAUUGUAUCUAUAUGUGUCAAUACAGUUUUAAUUGAAAUACCUGCUAGCCCUUCAUUCACUUCCUAUUUUGCAUGUUUAUUUAUUAUAUUUGGAUUUCUUGUUUUAUGGAAAACUUUGUCUGUCAGCACCACCACCAGUGGUGCUGAAGAUCCUUAUGCUACUCCACGUCGUCAUCUCAUUGUAUUUUCAAUUAUGAAUAUACUCACCGGAUUUUUUUGCUUUACAUUAAAACGUACGUCUUUGAUAUACUUAGCAUCACCCUUACGAUUCCUGGCUUAUGGGUUUUUGGGGAUGUCGACUGCUUUCGCAUUAACUUAUGCAUUGCUUGACCUUAUCAAUUUCAUGGUCGGUUUUUUUAGACCAGAAAUAUCUAACUCAUUAGUUGAGUCAUUCCUUCAGAUAUAUGUGAUCAUUAUAUCCUCAUUACUUUAUGGAUUUAUAUUUGGAAUUUUAUUUUGUUUACGAGAUGUCAGUAAAAUAAUUUCUUAUAAAGAAAUAUUGGAUCAUCCAACAACAGAUUCAAAGAUUUUCUAUUUAAAAUUUAUUGAUGAUAGCCUAUGUUUUGUAAUAGGAAUUCUUUGUGGGGGAUUGAUAGGGCUUGCUAAUGAGUAUAUUGCAAGAGUUGAAGCCUCUUAUAACAAAUUAGAUCAACCCGUUGGUUUCGAUGAUGAAAUAUAAAAAUAAGGAAACUUUUUAAAUGAGUGUCAUUCAGAUAAUAAUCUUAAAAUCUUUCUUAUAAAAAUAACAUUCUAUUUAAUUUUUCGCAUACAUUUUUAGUUCAAAUGAGUUAUGUGAUUGCAAAAAAAAAAAUCACUAGCAUUUUGUUUUAAAUUUAUAAUUUCUUUGAAAACGCAAAAAUUUAUUUUUUAUGAUGGAGGUUUUUAUAUGAGUGUCAUAAAAUUUAAAAUGAACUUUUCAAAUUAUGAUUUUAUUCUA